UUAUCGUUAUCGUAAAACGUCUUCUUCUUCCAGGCCGCCCAUUUAUUAUUGGUUUGAUGGAAAUCUUGGACAACUUUUGAAAAUCGUGGCGCAGUGUGUUUAUUAUUGGACAACUUUUGAAAACCGUGCGCAGUGUGUUAUGAAAUCGCGACCGCGUGCGUGAGUCCAAAAAUAGCUGGAAAAUAUUGGAAAAUCAAGUGGCUGGAAAGCAAAACCUCGAAACGCAAAAAUCCGCAACUUCAAAACUUCUGGCCCAAAGAGUGGCACCACCAAAGAGUUAUUAUUAUUAUUUAAAAAAAAACACCCAGUAACACUAUUUCAUAUUGAUCGGAUUAAUGUUCAUGCAAUCAAACUAAUCAGUCUUAUUCUGAGCAACUUAAUAAGUAUCAGUUUGUUCCCACACACACACACGCACACACAUGCUGUUUAAGUUGGCAAUGAGAAACUUACGCCGUUUAACAAACACUUUGCAGUACCACCGCCAAUUAACAAGCAGAUCCGAAACAACAGACACCUUUAGAUAUCCAAAUCACAUUGCCCAAGUGGCAAUCGUUAACGACUCUCGCCGACUGUCACUAAAAUCGGGCGAAAUACCCAAACACGGCCAGGGCAGCCAAACCGCCCCUUCAAGGAUAUACCCCAUCCACAUUGGUGCCCCAAAUUGCCAGCGAAGCAGGAGGAACAAAGGCAACCGUAGGCUAAGUUGCUCCUAUGCCAGUUUAGGCAGAAUGCAGGCCACGCCCAGCGAAGAUGCACAGCCGCAGGAUCCGCUCAAGUCCUUCGAGAGGGACUUUUGCGACCUGCCGCCCUACCAAUGCGAGAUGAGUGAUUCUGCGCCCAAUACCCCAGGACCCUGUUCGACAUCGGCUCUGCCCAAAAAGUAUUACCGCUAUGCGGCCCACAGAGUGUUUGUGAACAGAUCGCUGCAUUUGGAGAAUAUCAAGUACUAUGGCUUCGAUAUGGACUACACCUUGGCAGAGUACAAGUCACCGCAGUAUGAGCAGCUGGGCUUCAACCUGGUCAAGGAGCGCCUGGUCUUCAUGGGCUACCCCAAGGAGAUCCUGCAGUUCGAGUACGAUCCCACCUUCCCAGUACGCGGCCUGUGGUUCGACACUCUCUACGGGAAUCUGCUGAAAGUGGAUGCCUACGGCAACAUCCUGGUCUGCGUUCAUGGCUUCGAGUUCAUCAAACAUCACCAGGUGUACGAGUUGUAUCCCAACAAGUUCUUGAAACUGGACGAGUCGCGUGUCUAUGUCCUGAAUACUCUCUUCAAUCUUCCUGAAACCUAUCUCCUUGCCUGUCUCGUCGACUUCCUAACCAACAGCAGCGACUUUGUGCGCGUUGAGCGCGGCAUCAAAGCUGGCGAUUUACUUUUUACCUACAAGUCGAUUUUCCAGGAUGUGCGACGUGCCGUCGACUGGGUGCAUUCCGAUGGCGAUCUGAAGCGUCGCACCACUCAGAAUAUGGCUCACUAUGUGAAGAAGGACGAGCGUUUGCCCACGGUCCUUUCGCGAAUCCGGGAGUCGGGCGCCAAACUCUUUAUGCUGACCAACAGCGACUAUACGUACACCAACGAGAUCAUGACCUACCUGUUUGAUUUCCCCCAUGGCGCCACUCCGGAUGAGCCGCAUCGCGACUGGAAGACCUACUUCGAUGUGAUCGUGGUGGAUGCCCGCAAGCCGCUCUUCUUCGACGAGGGCACCGUGCUGCGGCAGGUGGACACGAAGACCGGAAGCCUGAAGAUCGGCACACACGUUGGACCCCUGCAGCCGGGUCAGGUUUAUUCCGGUGGCUCCUGCGAGCUCUUUACCAAGUUCAUCAAUGCCAAAGGCAAGGACGUGCUCUAUGUGGGCGAUCACAUUUUUGGCGAUAUUCUCAAAUCGAAGAAGAUUCGAGGCUGGCGCACCUUCCUAAUUGUGCCCGAAUUGGUGAGGGAGCUGCACGUUUGGACGGAUGAGUGCCAGCUGUUUGCGGAGCUACAGAACCUGGACAUCAAGCUGGGCGACCUGUACAGGGAUCUCGACUCGAGUGCCAAGGUCAAGCCGGACAUUUCGCAGCUGCGCACGUGCAUCCGCGAUGUGACACACAAGAUGGACAUGUCCUACGGUAUGAUGGGCUCACUCUUCCGCUCCGGCUCGCGCCAGACCUUCUUCUCCAGCCAGGUGGUGCGAUAUGCCGACGUCUAUGCGGCCACCCUGCUCAACCUCAUUUACUACCCAUUCUCGUAUAUGUUCCGAGCUCCGGCCAUGCUUCUGCCCCAUGAGUCGACGGUGGCCCAUGAUCAGGCCCAUCAGCCGCCUCCGCCACUGGGCCCUGUUCCUGUUCCGGCUACGGGAGCCGCAUCGGUGGCUGCCUCGCCGGAUGAGCCGGCUCGCAUUUUGGCGGGCACCGCCGAGCACGUUAAGGACCCCAAGGACUUGCAUCGCGCAAGCUCCAUUGUGCACACUCGUCCGUCGACGCCCACCGUGGUGACCCACACCCAUGACGAGGACUAUUCCGAGGAGGAGGAGACACCCAGUGGUGCCGAGUCUUCCACAGAGGCUGUGCGCGAUGCCUCCGAAGACUAGAUGAUGCCACAGCCGCCCUUCUGGAAUGGAAUGUUUGGAUCAACGAAUUUUAUUCUCAAACUUCCCCAAUGCCCCCAUUAGCCUUGCAAACCCUUACCCGAAAUCCACACCGUGGUCGAAGCAAUUAUGAAACGUACGAUUUUCCCUGGCGAUUUUACCCAAGCACAGAUAUGUGAAACUAUAUACCAUAACCGAUAUAUAUAUAUAUACAUUAUACAUUAUAAAUUAGCUGGUUCCAU
Molecule: messenger RNA, 2806 nt
Organism: Drosophila melanogaster (fruit fly)
Lineage: Eukaryota; Metazoa; Arthropoda; Insecta; Diptera; Drosophilidae
Gene: Nt5b
Product: 5' nucleotidase B
Exons: 10
Coding region: 438-2567 (709 amino acids)
Biological process (GO): purine nucleoside monophosphate metabolic process
Molecular function (GO): 5'-nucleotidase activity
Source: RefSeq, marked reviewed